Molecule: messenger RNA, 2138 nt
Organism: Sclerotinia trifoliorum
Lineage: Eukaryota; Fungi; Ascomycota; Leotiomycetes; Helotiales; Sclerotiniaceae
Source: the annotation of a GenBank genome assembly
CCUCCUUCCUCCUUCCUCUUUCAAUUACCUAUUUAAGGAUUCAAUCUAAAUUAAUCAUAAAAACUCCAACCAACCUUACAACUUUCUUCACUCCUCUCCUUAUAACCUUCAUACUUUUCCUCUCUUUAGAAUUUUCUUUUUACAACCAACCUCACCAUCCAUCGUAGAAUCUCAAAUUUACAUUUCCCCCCAAUUCCAAACACAAAAGACCAAGACCAAAGACCAAGAUUUUACCCCACACGCGAUAAAAAAAAAGUUACCAAUAGGUGACUUCACCGGAGACCCGAAAAGAACAAAGAAAUCCUGGGAAUAGCUCCGUUUGUACCGAUUUGAAGCAGAGCGAAAGAUCGAUUUCUCCAACGACAAAGGAUCCUUCAACACCAUACAUAUCUAAAUAUUUCACUUUCUUCCCAAUACUCCGAAGCUGAGAGAGCAGCUUACGGUCAUCUUAAGAAUCUCUCAUUCAAUCAAUAUCCGUCAAAGCUCAGCAAUCUCAAUAUCACUUUCACCGCCGCGAUACUCAACCACCAAUACAUUUCAUACCUUUCCAGCUCCAAUCUAAACGCAGACAUGUCUUCAAACGGUAACAACGGUAGCACUACACCUCCCAACGAUCCUUCUUCGAGAACUCGUCGUGCUUCCAUCACUGCACAAACCUUCACCAACAUCUUCCGAUCAAAUAGUACAUCUGCCGGAGCUCCGGUCGGCCCUUUCCCUGGUCCCAUUAGCACAGCCGUAAAUCAAGAUCACAAGCGACGAGUGUCAAUUUCUACUCUAGGUUUAUCAGGCGCAUCCCCUUCACAGUCCGCAUUUCCUUUCGGUGGUCGGCGCGGCAGUGUAUCGACCACGGCCUCCGAAUCCAUUGAUGAAAGUGCGAUCGAUGAUGAAGAGGGACCUGCCAGAGGUACACCAACCACACCUUUCACACGCCGUAUCUCAUUUGGUGCUCAAGCACUUCGAACUGUUCGUACAGGCAAUGGUAGCCCUGGCUCAAAUGGUAGAACAUCUUCUUAUACUACUUCUACAUUAUCCCCCAUCCCAGCAGGUUCUCAAGGUGGUGGUAGAAUUACCCCACCAAGAACUCAGUCUCAACAGGCAAGCACGCAAUCAAAACCCAGAACUACUUCUGACUUUGCUUCUGCUCGUCCAGGUGAAGGCGGUUUCAACUGGUCCGAGCAGCUUAGAUCUCGUGCAGAGAGUCAGGUCUCUCAAUCCCAACGUCCUAUCAUCUCUACGUCUCCUCCGAACAAUCAACGAUUCCAUGCGCCUAUGCAUGAGCGGGCUAAGAGUAUUAGUGAUGCGCCAUCUCCUCCCACCUCCGCUAUCCCUCCAGCUGCUCCACCGAAGCCCGCUCGAAGGCAGCCAGAUGCCUUCCAAGAACGUAUAUUGAAGGGUGAUUUCUACAUGGACUGAGUAUGUGUAUCUGCAGACGAAUUUCCUUUUUGUCUUUUCUCCAGCAAGAGCAUAAGAAUGACCAGGAGCAGAUCGUUCGGAUUUUGGCGUCUAUUUGUCAGUCAUCGGGGGAACAAGAAAUUUCUUUUCCAACUCUCGAGCAAAUAAUUGCAAUUGCUUUCGCUUCAAUAAAUAUGGAUAUGGAAUGUCGGAAUUGCAGAAUUGGGUUCCAACAGACAUGAUGAGGGAGCAACACAAAUAUUUAUAGCUCUGAGUAGAGGGAGAAGUGGAAGAAUAUAGGAUUAGGUGACCGGAUAUCAGAGUGUGCGCUGGACGUGCUAUUCUCGGUGUGUGUUUUCUUGGUUGAGGUGCAAAAGCUAGCUACAAAGCUUGCUGGGUUUCAGAAUAGGUUAACGGAGCAGAGGAUACAGAGAAGAAGACUGAGCAGACCGGCGCUCUCGGAUAAAUGUGUGAGGGGGGAAGGAAGAUGGAUGAGUUAUGAUCCAGAAUGAUGAUUAAUGAAGUCUUUUAUGUUGCUGGCGCUUGUACUUCGCUGGGAUCUGGGGAGGGGAUGAUUUGGCAUGCUUGCUUACUUACAUGAAUGAAAGGAAAUGGAAAUGGGAUGGGAUACUUUUGCGUUUUGACCUUGUACGCAGCCGACCUUCUCCUUUUUUCAAAAUUGUACUUUACAUGAAAAAUUAGCUAGCUGUUCUCGGUGGACUUUCACGUCGGCAUGGGGAGAAUCA